This is a messenger RNA of Aphis gossypii (cotton aphid), 3730 nucleotides long. Its product is annotated as calmodulin-lysine N-methyltransferase-like. Gene Ontology annotation, molecular function: protein binding; calmodulin-lysine N-methyltransferase activity; zinc ion binding. Gene Ontology annotation, cellular component: nucleus; precatalytic spliceosome; cytoplasm. Lineage: Eukaryota; Metazoa; Arthropoda; Insecta; Hemiptera; Aphididae. Bases 257 to 1096 code for a protein of 279 amino acids. Gene Ontology annotation, biological process: mRNA splicing, via spliceosome. The transcript is spliced from 3 exons. The record is from RefSeq and is a predicted model, not a curated record.
GUUCUAACUUUUCAAGUAACUAUAGGAAGAUUAUUUUAGCUUUGGUGUUUUAAGUUUUUUUGAACGUUCGUUUUCAAACGUUCUAUGUUUGGAUAGUGUAAUAUUGAAAUUAAUUAUGUAAAGUGUUGUAUACUGUUUUUUUUUCUGUAAGUUGUUACAUAGACAAAUUAUACACCAAAAAUGACAAUUUCUGUGAUAUCUAAUCAAAAAAAAAAACCAUUAAUUUAAGUCAAAAAUUAUAAUAAUAUGUUGAAUAAUGAAUCCUAAAGAACGUGCACGUAAUAGAUGGAAAUUAUUGGCAAAUACUGUCAGUAAAAAAUGUCAAGACCAGAUUUUUUCAUCACAAAUAAGCUAUGAUCUCUUUAAUAUCGAAUCCAUCAAUACUGAAUGGUCUAAAUAUUCUUCAUGUGUUGAAAACAAUAAUUUCUCAGCAAUUGUAUGUCGAUCGCCUAUAAUUGUUACGCCUGAGGAACUUAUGGGCUUUAACAAUACUGGGAAUGUUCGUAUAUGGCCAUCCGAAGAAGUAUUAGCUUACUAUGUAUUAUCAAAUCUGGAUUCAUUCAGAGAUAAGACUGUACUCGAACUGGGCGGUGGUAUGAGCUGUUUGGCAGGUAUAAUGGCUGCUUUAUAUGGUUUUUGUAGUGAUGUUCAUUUGACUGAUGGAAAUCCGAAUUCUGUGUACAAUGUUGAGCGUAUACUUGAGAAAAAUGUGUUCACAACCAAAGUUACUUGUUCGGUGUUGAAAUGGGACCAAAGACCUGCAAACAUUUGUCAUUACGAUGUGGUACUAGCUGCUGAUUGCCUGUUUUUUGAUGAAGCUCGUGACGAUUUGGUGCAUACUAUUGCUGCAUCAUUAUCAUAUGAUGGAGUUGCAUUGGUUGCAGCGCCAAAACGAGGGACUACUUUGUACGAGUUCAUAAACAUGGCACAGAAAGAGGGUUUGAUAUGCACCAUACAACAAAACUACAACACUUUGGUAUGGGAACGUCACUCUAAACAGGUUCUCUACAAUCCAUCAUAUGAUGCCGAUUCACAUUAUCCAUUGUUGAUAAGUAUUACCAAAGCGACCAAAAUUAUCGAUUGCCAAUUUCAAUAAAUUAUUUAAGAAACAAUUAUAUACACCAGUUAGAAUUAAAAUAUUGGAUCUGAUAAUUCAAAAUUAUCAUUUAAUAAGUUGACUUAUUGACUUCAAUAUAAAAAAAAAUCAAAAUUAUAAUCGACUUCUGAGAAUCAAUAUGUUUUUAUUCAUUUCUAUAAUAGCGAAUUCAUAGGAGGGCAUAAUUAGAUCAAUCAUUCACCUAUUAUUUUUGAGUUUAAUUUUUUCAUAUUGUAGUGUAACAAUUAUUAUAAAGCUUACAUUUAGAAGUGCGUUUAAAAAACUAACAUAAAAUAUAAUAAUUUAUAAUAAUUUUUCUCUUAUCAUCAACAUCCCUCUACACUAAAUGUUAUAACUUAUAAUGGUUUAUAAGGAGUAUAAUUUACUGGAGUUGGAUCCAUUCAUAAAUUCUUAUAUUCAUAAUACCUACAAUAGUUAGAUACAUUUCAGUAUUCAUUUAUAGAUAUUAUUGUAAUUAUUUCUUAAUAUUAUUCCUUAAAACUACUAUCUAGUACCUACAUAAUGUAUAACACAAUAUACCUUAUAUUAUUUAUACCUUUAAUUUCCAAAACAAAUUUUGUAGGUAUGUCAUGAGUUAACUGUGAAUCAGAUUGAACUUAAAGUUUGGUUUAUUUAUAAUAUUUUAGAUAAUUGAAAAUAAUAUUAUUUCUUGUUAUUGUGUAGUUUCAUUACUUGAAUUAAAUUUAAUAGAUUCUAUCCUAGACAAAAAUGUUUAGUAUCAAAUAGAGUUCCUAGAGCUUACUGAUAAAAUUUUUUAAACAGGGUGUUGGUUUAUUCGAAUUUUCUAUUAAAAUAAAUUAAUGAUAUUUAAAAUACUCAUUAUUUUGAAAAGUUGCCAAUAAUUGAUAUUUAACUUCUUACCUUGUUAUAAUUUGUUUUUAAAUUUUUUUAUCUUCAUUGUUCCUCAACUUUAGUUUCUUAAUUUUACUACUUUAUACCUAUCUAUUACAUUAUGAAAAAUAUUUAUAAUUUUAAAUAACAACAUAAGUAAAUUACUUUUACACAUAAUAUUUCUCAUACACUUCUUCUGUCUAUUUAUUCAUUGAUAUUUAUUAAAAUUGAAAUAUUUUUUAAUAUCUACUAUGUAUAAUUAUUAAAGCAAGGAAAAUAAUUUGGUGAAAUUAUUUUUGUUCGAAUACAUUCUAGUUUAUUAAUUUUCAAUAAUUUAUUACUGAAAGGUAGAUAUUAUGUAAUAUAUUGCAUUGGUACUUUUCUUGUGUGCUACCCACUACAACACCAUUAGUACUGAAACCACCAAACUUAAUUUUACUCUAUGUUAAUUUUUAAUUCAAAAUUAAUAUUAUCCUUAAAAUAAAGGAUAAAAAUUAGUAAAUAAAAUCAAUAGGAGAAUAAAUUCAAAUGUUUUAAUUUUUAUGAAGAUGCAUUAAAUUGAUAAUGUAAUAAAAAUACUAUUAUCACUUGAGAUCACCCAACUUCAAGAUGAAUAGUUGUAGUCAGAAUUCAUUCAUAAAAAUAAAAUAUUUUAGUAACUAUUUAAUACAACAUAAACAAACUUUAUACUUAAGAAAAUAAAAGUUACAAUAAUAUUUGAUGUUGAUCAAUAUCUUACCCCUUAAAAGCAAUACAAAUUUAAGUUAUAAUUAAAUAAUUUUUCAAUUAAUUACAUAGUAUAACACAUCAUCUAAAAAAUUUCAGUAAGUAGCAUACAAGGCUAGUACCAUACUAAUCAAUAAAAUAUUUAUAAAUUGAUUACAUACCUCCCUCCACUAUUAUAUUUAAAUUUAUGUUCCUAUCUGUAAUGUUUUUUUCCCUGCUUUAUAACUAGAUUGUGUGUUUUAAAUAUUGUAAGCAACUUUUAAAACUUUUAAAAUAGGUAAAAAUUCUAUGAAUAUAACUUUAUUACUAUAGUAAUUAUAAACACCAAUACAUUAAACAUAUUGAAUUUAAUCAUAAUACAAUACUAUUAUAUGGGUAUAUUAUAUAUUUAUAAAAAUAUAUAUUAAUAUAAUGCUAGCGCUAUUAUCAAACCUAGGGUCCAAUCUAGAAAUAAUUUUAACUUGACAUACGUUUUAAUAUAUUAAUAUUGUAUUCAUUAGCUUUAUAUAAUUAAUAAUUUAUAAAAUAUGUAAUUUAGGUAUAUUCAUUUAUACCUAUUUAUAUUAUUAUUGUAGAUAAUUUUAAAAGACAAUUAUUUUUUACACUGUUACCGUUUGAUAAGUUUAUUCAACAUUUCUAGUCUUGUUUAGUCAUUGUUCAUAUCAAUUAAGUAUUAUUUUUCAAAAUAGAAGUGAUUUAUUUAUUAGGUAUAUUAUUAUUGAUCCAUUAUAUUCAUAACUUAGUUAAUAAAUAAAUAUGUGAUAAUUAAAAAACUUUCUUACCUAAUUGGUAAAUUUGUUUAAUAAUGCCUAUUACCCUAUAUUCAAUAAAUAUCAUGAAUAUGUAUCGUGUGUAUUACUCGACUUAUAUUUUACAUAAUUUAAUUUUAAUAAAACUGUAUGGAUAAUGGAUAUUCAUUCCAAUUACUUUUCCAUGUUACUCAAUAUUAUUUUAAAUCAUGUAAUUUUGUUAUUAUAUUAUGUUAUAUUAAUUGGAUACCUAUAUUAAAUGUAAUCGUUUUAAAAUUUAGAUUUAAAAAUAGACACAAAUACACAA